AUGCCCGGCCCGCCCGGUUCCGUCGCUCUCUAUUGGCACCGCAGCGGCUGUUCCUUCGCCAACAGCGCCCAAGACGCCAUAACACCAGCGACGGCUCCGCCCCGCCGGGGACGUGUGGGCGGGAGCGGGAAGCAGCCAAGGGUGACCGCGGGGCCCGGGGCGGGGGAGGGAGCCCCGAGGGCGUGGCCGGCGGAACCUGUCGGCGGACGGGAGCCAGGGACCAGCAGCGAGGACGCCGCGGGACAGCUUCCUGAGGCGGCGCGGGCUCUGAGGGUGCCCGCUAUCCGCUCCGCACCGGCGCAGCGCCCGCCAGCGGGCGUACGGCAGAAACUUCCUCGUUGCCGCGCCCCUCUUUUGCAGGGAGGUGGCGGGGGCGGGCCGCGCCUGCGCGCGAAAGGAGGUGUGCGCAGUGAAGGGGGAUACCUGCCUGCGGACGCUGGGCUGAACCGCGCCGGGAGCAGCGAGGGGAGGUCUGUGCCCGCGGGCGCUGAGGUGAAGCGCUGCGGGAGGAGGCCGUCGGCGGCCCGGUUGUCCCUGUGGAGGCGUUCAGAGCUUCCUGCUGCAGUUUGUGAGGUUACUCAAAAUAGCCUCACAAUGAAGAAAUCCCUGUUCAGUGGGGACAACCUCAACAUACUGUGACACACAGAGCACCAAGAGAAAUAGGUGAC
This is a messenger RNA of Pezoporus occidentalis (night parrot), 668 nucleotides long. RefSeq lists its product as uncharacterized. NCBI's taxonomy places the organism in Eukaryota, Metazoa, Chordata, Aves, Psittaciformes, Psittacidae. Bases 1 to 639 code for a protein of 212 amino acids. The record is from RefSeq and is a predicted model, not a curated record. The transcript has 3 exons.